Messenger RNA from Impatiens glandulifera, 1064 nucleotides. Its product is annotated as polyadenylate-binding protein 2-like. Bases 324 to 803 code for a protein of 159 amino acids. NCBI's taxonomy places the organism in Eukaryota, Viridiplantae, Streptophyta, Magnoliopsida, Ericales, Balsaminaceae. Gene Ontology annotation, molecular function: RNA binding. The record is from RefSeq and is a predicted model, not a curated record. The transcript has 4 exons.
UGAUAUUGAAGGUGGAGGGAACUUUGUGGCAUUUAGAUAGUUUUUGUAUAUACUUAAGUUGCACAAUGUUUGAUACAUGAGGGAAAAAGAAAGAAAAAAAAAUGGAUGUAGAGGAAAUGGAUUCCCCACUAAAAAAAGAAAAAGAAAAAAAAUAUUGACAAAAUUGAAAAUUCACAUAAAGAAAAGAGUGAAAAAAGAAUGAAAAAAGGGGGAAUACCAAAAAAAAGGAAAAACAUUUUAUAUUUCCUUUUGAGGGAGAAAGAACCAUUGAGGAAAAAGCGUUGAGGGGGUGUUAAAAUAACUGCAAGGCGACUUCCUUCAGAAUGUCAAGUCGAAAGAAGACAAGUACCUAUAUUGAAGAGCCAAGAAAAGCCUGUUUGAAGGACCAUAGUUGCUGUGGGAAGAUGUCUUUUCACACCUCUGAUGAUGUUCAUAGUGGUGCAAGGCUGGUUGAUUAUGCAUGCACCCCUGAAGAAGUCCAACAGCAUUUCCAGUCAUGUGGUACUGUGAACAGAAUCACUAUUCUCACCGAUAAAUUUGGCCAACCAAAAGGAUUUGCAUAUGUGGAGUUCCUUGAAACUGAAGCUGUUCAAGAGGCUCUUAAUCUUAGUGAAUCUGAACUGCAUGGACGGCAAUUGAAGGUUAUGCCAAAACGAACCAAUGUUCCAGGAAUGAAGCAACAUUUAAGGCGUUUCAACCCUUACAUGGGUUACAGGCCCAGAAGGCCUGCUUUUUAUUCACCAUACGGAUAUGGGAAGGUUCCCGGUUUCAGAAGGCCAUCCCGAUACAUGCCCUACAGCUGAUCUCUGGUUUUGAAAAGGGAUCUUCAGUCUUUAUAACUACAGUGUCUUAUUUGGUCACAGAAUUUCUAUAUCUCUUUCAAACUUUGUUGUUGUUCAUUAACAUUGCAGUUGAAAGGCAUUUUCUAUGUAUUAUCAUUUGAAAUAGAAUUAAAAAUAUUUGCCUAAUAGGUUUAUCAUUGAUAAUUAGCCUUAAGCCAGAUAUAAAUUGUCUGUUAUUGUACUGGAUGCUAUUACAUAUAUGUUAUGCAUUUUAUUUUUUUC